Molecule: messenger RNA, 945 nt
Organism: Endocarpon pusillum Z07020
Lineage: Eukaryota; Fungi; Ascomycota; Eurotiomycetes; Verrucariales; Verrucariaceae
Exons: 1
Coding region: 1-945 (314 amino acids)
Source: RefSeq, a predicted model, not a curated record
AUGUCUGGAGUUCCGUUUGGCAAGGUGGAGUACUGGGACGAGCGGUUCACCAGGAAUGAGUCCCCGUUUGACUGGCUGCUUCCACCUCAAGCUUUAGAUAGACCCAUUCUGGAAGCAAUGGGGACUCUUCCCACGCAUCCCCAGAUUCACCACAUUGGUUGUGGGACAUCAUCUGUUUCUCUCCACCUUCGGAAACUCGUGGAAAAUCCGCAACAAAUCCACAACACCGAUUUCUCUAAAGUCGCCGUCGAGAUUGGCGAGAAAUGGGAGCGGCAGGUUUUCAAUGAAGCUGAAGGCUCCAAAUCAGGGAAUGGAACAACACCGAAGCCAAUCAACACCUCACUAAGCGGAAGUCUUGCGGAUGGUACAGCACCCGAAGCUCAAAGACGGCAGGACGACGGAGUCCCUCAUGAGCAGCCUCCGCGCCGCAUGUGUUGGAGCGCGCUCGACCUCCUUUCGUUGGACCAGAUCCUCUUGCUUCCCCGACGCUACGACAUCACUAUCGAUAAAUCCACCAGUGACUCCAUAUCCUGCGCUGAGGACCCCACCAUCGUCCUCCCCUAUCCUCUCCGAGCCACAGACUCCAAGCGAGCAUACCCACCCCUGCCUCCCCAUUUCCGUUCAAAAGUUCACCCUCUUCACCUUCUAGCCGUACACUUGGCGUAUCUCACCUCCCCUGGAGGCCGUUGGAUUGCAUUAAGCUACUCAGGCUCUCGGUUUCCAUACUGGCCGCCCUACCCGAGCUCCGUCGAUGAAGGACUAUUGCAGCAAGAGAUUGUUGAUGGAGGAUUCGUGCACCCGGGACGUUUGUGGCGACUAGAGUCGCAAGAGAUGCUUCAGGCCCCGCAGAGCGAGACGGAUGGGGACCACGUAGUUCAUAGGCCCGAAAUCGUGAAUUAUUUGUACGUGAUGACAAGGACCAAUGUGGCAAUAGAGAGAACAUAA